AUGCCGCAAUGCUUCUCCCUUCAAUACCUUGCUAGACAGCUUUCGCAAAACAUGAUGCAGUCCAACAAUGGCGGUAUCUCUCGCUCGUCUUCCGCAACAUUAUCAAUGGCUCCGCGACUUUCCUCGGCUAUCUUCGACGACAUAAACAUUGCUCAAGGACUGUUGAAUGAGCCUAAGGAUCCACGACAUCGGUCUUCCAUGACAAGCAUCAAUUUUUCCGCCCUCGAUGGAUCCGACGACCAAGCCCAAAUCUCAGUUGUGCCAGCCGAUGGCCAUCCAGGAGGUAGAGAACAAAGAGUCAUGCGUAGCAGCAACACCUGGACAUCGUCGAGCGGCGACGUGCUGUCGGACCACGACGAAGUUGAUGACCGGACGAUAUUUGUUCAUGAGUACAAUCGCUUGGCUAGAAAGCAUGGUGUUCGACCAAUAAAUCCAGAAGACUACGAUGUAACGAACGAUGAGCUGAUCCACGCAUCUGCGAAACCCGGAAGUUGGUUUUCUCGAAAGAUCCUACGAAAGACGUCUUCGUCGCAAAGCGUCAAGCUGAAAGCCGAAAAGGGCAUGAAGCAUAGGCGGAGCUUCAGCGACCUGUCUCUGCGCUUGAAGUUGAAGAAGGACAAGUUGAAAGACAAGGACCUACGGGAACUAGUCCGGCUCUGCGGCUCGAGCCUCCUGUACCUGCCAACGGAAUACGCCGCCGGGAGUCUGUCAGUUCCUACGUGCUUUCGUGCAACAGCUCAGUAUCUUGUGCAACAUGGCAAGUCAAGUCUUGUAACUGCGAAGUGUCAACUUGAGACUGACUUUCGUGUAGCACCUACCACUAGAGGCGUCUUCCGAGUCCCGGGCUCGCAGAAUGUUGUGGCGGCAUUGUACAAUCAUUACGGCUCUAUGGAUGAGGACGGACAGGUUGUUUCGGGAACUGUGCGAUGUCCCACGCUCCCAGAGCAUAUCAGAUGCGAUGUACACGAUGUCGGAUCGGCCUUUAAGAAAUUUUUAUCUGGCUUACCUGGAGGAAUUCUAGGAUCCUUGCACCUUUUCAACGCUCUCAUUUCUAUUCAGAGCCAGCUGCGUGGCGACCCUGAACUCACGCGGACAAAGCAGAGCAAAGUUCGUGCACGACUCAUUGCUCUGGCGAUUGCGACUCUGAGAUCUCAGUACAGACGCGAACUGAUAUGUGCUGUAUUUGGCCUUCUCAGUAUGAUCGGGCGGGCAGCUGAGAUCGCUCCAAGAGAGAAUGAGCGUGGACGGCCAUUGCCUACAUCUGACCUCAUGGGAUAUGGACCUCUGGGUAUCAUAUUUGGCCCCUUGCUUGUUGGUGAUCUACUAGAAGAUCACACGAUGCGCAUUGCAAAUCCCCAAGGAGGGCUGGUCUUGCUCCCGGUCAGUCCACCAAAAUCUCGCAAGGAAAGGCAAAAGAAGAACAAAGCAGGCGAGGCAGGUACUGCAUUUGAUAACCACGUGGAUAAGAUUAAAGUCGCUAACAGCAUCGCCGAGAUGCUUAUUACCCAUUGGCGUGAUGUUGUUCGUCAUAUGAGGAAUCUGGGCGCGCUCAAGAUUGUCGUCGCCGCCAAGAGCAUGACUGUCAGAGGUGGAAGACAGCCUAUGCUUAGACCAUCGGCUUCAGAAUCUUUUGCUCUACGGAAGCCCCCGGACUGGGAUAACUUCAAGUCUCCCAUCAGGCGACAAGAAACGAGUGUAUCUCCUACUCCUACGCCACGACGCAUCAAUGUUCUUCUUGAUCAUGUAGCCAUGCAUCCAUCCUCGCCCCAGCCCGAUGAUAUGCUAGUGAUUAAGAAACAACGAUCGAAGGCCAAGCCGAUGUUGAGCCAACGUCUCUCUGUUGGUCGCUCCUUAAGUAUUCUCUCCCCUACCGCAGAAGAGUAUACGAGAGAUGAUCAGUCUGAUACGCAAACUCCGACUACUCGGUCGAAAGGAACACCGAAAGCAUCUCAUCUAUUAGAUAGUGGAGAAGCUUCAUCCUCGUCAGCUCACAGAAUUUCAAAUCCAGCCAAAGAUGGUUUCUACAGCCCCUCGACACCAUGUGAGGAUGGAAGCCAUCUUCCUGACGCAUCCCCACUUGGAGGACCUCGAGAUGAAGCGGACUUGGAAUUGAUGUUGAAAGAAAACACACAUCCCCGUCAAACUCUAUCAACUGCACUUCCCAGUGGAUCACCAAGGCCAAAUGAGCUUGCCGAGCAGAGUAGCAAGCAACAGCUGCAUUUCAUGUCGACGCCGGUGUUUUCUAACAGCAGCCCGAGAGCCAGUUUGGGAAAGAGCUUACGCAAGAAAGGUAGAAUCUCGAAGGAGUCCAGUUCUUCGUCGGGCAAGGCCAAGAUUGCUGUUAGUCAAGGUAGUCCGAGGAAGCUUCAGAAACAAUCUCAGAGAAUCAUGGACCGGGGAAGAGGGAAGCUGUCUCCGGGACCUAGGCCACUGCAACCAAUGGCUCAUAUUUCGAGCCCCAGAGAUGCAGCCGUAAUGACAGAUUAUGCGGCCAUGACUGCAGAAAUUGAUGUGUACCACUCGGAUUCGGUAGCGCAUCUCCGGGAGCAAGAUAAGCAAAUAUUCAAGCAACAAGAGCCAGCCCUCGAUGCCGAAUUCGCGGUUCUCAAAAAAAAGUUCGAAGCAUUCCAAGCUGAGAAGUGCGCUCCUGAGGAGUCAUCGUCGACGGAUUCUGAGGCUUCCAAGGUAGGAGCUAUCAUAGUUGCAGCAAACGAAGCUGAUUUCGAGGCGUGCAUCUCAAAAUCGGAAGCAAUUCUCGCCGAGAAAAAUCUCGAGGCACACAAACAGCAAAAAUUGGCUUUUGAGGCUGGAGCUGCUGUGCUUGAGGCAAAAAUUGAUAUGCUCGAAACUAUCCAAGCAGAAAAAAUAGUGGAAAGGCCUACUGCUCACGAAGUAUCUGCGGCACUCAACCAUCAACCAAACUCAGGUAGCUCUGCGUCUCCUCACGAAGAAGCCACUACUGCCCAGGAUAAAGGGAAGUGCAGCUCCCGCAGCCAUUCUUCCAGAUGGCAUACAACUCCAAUAAGCGAAAAACGGAAGGCAGCAGAAUUGAGUGGAAAAAUGGCAUCAAAUAAGAAUGAGUUCGAUAGUUUUGAUUCCAGGCUGCAAAAUGACCCUGCCAUCGGGCCUCAAAUCGAUGGAUCUCAUGUUGUAGCAGAGAAUUUUGUGUCUACUGCCAGGCGGGUUGCACCCGAGGCCGGCAUCGAUGCUCUUGACUUGCACACGCCUCCGAAACAUUUCGACCCGGUAUCCAAAGCCAAGAAGUUAGGCUUCGAGAUCGAAGCACAGUCUUCCAACAUAUUUUCCCCUUCGCCCGACAAAAAUCUCCGAGAUGGGACUUAUACUGAGUCAGACCCUUACAGAAUCCGAGCUGCAAAACGUCGAUCUCCUUACAAAGCUCACCACGCCGUGCCUUUUGCUCACCAGUAUGUGAAUGGUGUCAAGGUCGAUAAAUCACCUGCUUUGAGCCCUUCUCCUCUAUCUUCCAGUGAUCUCUCCGAAGAGAGCCAUGUAGCAUCUAAGAAUCGCGAUUCAGAGACCAGAGAUAUCAGUGCAGAGUACGCAGCUUUCAUGAAAGACGCUAUGACGUUCAAGGCUCGAUACGAUGCUACCCUGGCCGAUACCAAGUCACCGGGAUAUAAAUUCAAGAAACGGGUCCUUGAUAAAGAGAUGGAUGAACUGGAUGCUCGAUGGAAGCCUAUUAAGACAGCCAUGGAUUCUGGGAUCAAAGCAGAAGGGAACAAAAAACUGUCUACAAAAACCUCUUCCUUCACACCCUUCGGUCACAUUGGCACGGAAACAAAGUCCCGUCCCUCUAUUUAUCCACUUGGCUCACCCAAAAUUACAAUUUUCAGAACAUCUUCGGGAAGUGAAGAUAGAAAAUAUUUGCGGGUCCUUCGUCGAAUCGGAGGUAGUGACCCAGGACUACAGCUAAGAGCUCGUAGCUUUUCGCCUCGUCGUGUAUCGAGGUCGCUCUACGAACAUCCUAAGCGCAUCAAGAACGUGCUUACUAUCUCAAGGCUCCCUAGAGAUCCCCUUCUACGGACUUCCCACGAGAUUGAUGAUGCUUCUUUGGCUAUCUUGGCUCAGGCUUUGGCUACUGGCGGUGCUGGCGGUGCGGAUGAUAUCCCGAACCAGGAGCCCAGGCCAAACACCUGGAGUCGAAACCACCAUCAGUUUGAGGACAAAGAAAUUAAGCAAAGGGUGGAUCACUCUUCUAUUAUUCCAAGUCUCGGUUCAGAAGAAGGAACAGAAGCCUCUACUUCAAACCCCUCUCGCGACCUCAUACUCCGAGGAGGAAUGUUCAAAGAAUAUAUUCAGCACACUGAAGCAGACACAAGCCCAACCAAAUGGUCUGAUGCAACUACCCAAGUCGGUACGAGGCUUGAGCCAACAUUCCAGCCAAGACCAGAUGUGAUGGUCAGCCUGCCAAUGCAGGUUCCUAAAGAAAGUUCUAUUGACACAGCUCGCCCACAUCUGGUCCACCUGCCAGCAGUUGUGCCCAAAAGCCUGGAAAAGAAACCAGUACCCGGAAGCCCUCUCAACACACCAGAAGGCCGUAGUAAGAAGUCACCACCACAGACUCCUGCCAACAGUCCCGCCAAAGAUGCAUCCGAAAGCCCAUCUAAGCAAUCAAAAAGCCCGAGCAAGAUCUCACUUCUCGUAGCCAGAUUCAACAGUGGAGGCCGAAGCUCGCCACCCUUGGUUUCCGCAUCUUCUGCAAAGUCGUCGCCAGCCAAGUCACACACAAAGAUUCCAACCAGACCAGGAACCCCGGAAACGACAGCUGGCGUCGAAACUUACAAGGGUAGUAUUGUAGCUCCGUAUACAUCCAACCCAGCUUCUCCGACUAAAUCGCAAAAGUCUGAUAAAACACCCCAGUCAAUAAGGGCUGCUGGUGGAGAAACUGUCUCGAUACUGGAUCCGAAGCGCAGUCCCGUUCGAAAGGCUACUCCUAAACGGAUCUUGCGGGAAUCUCUCAAAGACUCGACACCACUCCGAUCGGUUGGCAAGACUGUCAACCCAUCAGCAACUCCAUCGCCCCCAAAGGCUACAAAUCCAUAUGCAGUCUCACUUCGACCUGUCCGAAAGAGUGUCGAUGGUUCGCCAACUCGCGGUUCUUCAAACAGUGAAUCCCAAAAUAGUGAGCUUGGUGGAGCACAUCCGACAGCUGCAGUGGCUCAACCGAAGGAAUCAAUUGGUUCCGAGCCAACAAACACGAUCUUGGUGUUUCCGGCGACUACUUACGAGGCAACAUUGGUCAAGAAGCCGGAAACAAUUCUCAAGCAGACACCGCCAUCACCUGUGGAAACCAUUCGACGUAAUCGCAAGUCUGGGACCAGUGGAUCAUCUAUUGACCACGUCUCAGUUUACGGACACGGAAUCCAUCUCAAACCUGCGCCUCCGGUCAGCUCGGGGGAGCUAAGUCCAGUCUUGCCGGGCUUUGAUGGACCAGCAGGUGCUUCAAACAUCGGACGUGUGCUUCCCCGACCCGACCUGCCACCUGUUGCCCAGCAUCUUCAACUUUCGCGGCCCCCGACAGCUAGUACGGUAUCAGAACUGGUAGUAUUCGCCGAUCAUCCAGAGUUCCGAGAGUCAGGCUUGAAUCCUCCCCCAAGUCGCAGUAGCUCGUUGCUUUACAACCAGGUCAGAAUCCUCCAGCGUCAGCUUGCCGAUAAGAUCGAGGAGGUCCAGCAUUUGAAGCAGCAACUCAAUGCUCGCGAGAAUCUGGAAAUUGGUACGCUUAGCGAAGAACUUCGAGAGACGAAGCGGGAUUUGCACAGCUGGAAGGCAAGAGCUGAGGUUGCUGAGAAGCAGCUUGAAAUCGUCAUGAAGAUGCCAUCUCGGAACAAUUCUUUCAAACACGCUCCUAGCAACGUUUCGAGACGUUCGGACAGACUCGAGAGGACCAGCACUGAUUCAAGACGGGAAGAAGGAACCAUGGCGGAGAGAAUUAGAAAGGCGUUGCAUGGACUUGAUGGCACAGAGGACACGGAGAGUAUGACGCGGUGGAGCUCGGGGGAUAGUACGAACACUGUUAUCCGCGACCUGCAGGGGGUUGUGCUUACGGGAAGUGACUACAGUAGUUGGAUGGAGCAACCGAUUGGUGGGGAUGAGUGA
Drepanopeziza brunnea f. sp. 'multigermtubi' MB_m1 is the source of this 6120-nucleotide messenger RNA. RefSeq lists its product as uncharacterized. The record is from RefSeq and is a predicted model, not a curated record. Lineage: Eukaryota; Fungi; Ascomycota; Leotiomycetes; Helotiales; Drepanopezizaceae. Gene Ontology annotation, biological process: signal transduction.